AUGGAAUCAUUAAAGGAACUAAAACCAAACGAGCUUCUUCCUCAGCAUCUCUCACUGAAGAAAGUGCACAAGUUAACUGCAAAAUUGCACAGCCUUGAGGCAAAAUUGAGGCAUUCCGAGGCAGACAGACUAAAACUGAAACUUAAAUUGCGCGCGAGGCAGAAGGCGGAGACACGAACCGACGAAAAGGACACUGAUGCGUAUGCGGAACAAUCAUUUUCAGAUGUGGAAAAUGUCCGUGCUUUGUCGGCAAGAGAAACGGGAUCCCUCACAACAGCAACAUCUCCCGCCUCAACAUGUGGCCGAUGUAAAAAGCAGUUGAUGGAAAUUCAUUCGUUAAGGGAGCAAAACAGCCGUGACAGAAGCAAGAUUCGUGAACUUCGAAAGGCACUUGAGCGCCAACAAAUUGAGAUUAUGGAAAUUGCGAGUGGAGUCACACAAAAUCCCGGGGACAGUCCGACAAGAAUCUUUCGUUCCUCUUCUGUGGAAAGCCAUACUCAUGAAUUCGCACCACUAAGUAGCCGCCAAGCAUAUGAUGGGCAAUCGUUCUCGGUCAUAGGUAAGUCAAGAGCGAGGCUACGCCAGGAGAUUGAACAGUUACGACAAAAUGUGAAGGACCUCCAGCAGUACAUUUCGCGAAUUACAGAACGAGCACUUUCCCAUGAAGGCUGGGAACAGUUGUUUGCAUCAGAAGAUGAUGACAAACAACUACCGACCUUAAAGCUCUCUUGCCAAGGGAAACUUGACGGUUCGCCGAUUAAGUAUUAA
Molecule: messenger RNA, 768 nt
Organism: Schizosaccharomyces japonicus yFS275
Lineage: Eukaryota; Fungi; Ascomycota; Schizosaccharomycetes; Schizosaccharomycetales; Schizosaccharomycetaceae
Exons: 1
Coding region: 1-768 (255 amino acids)
Source: RefSeq, a predicted model, not a curated record